Varroa destructor (honeybee mite) is the source of this 5326-nucleotide messenger RNA. Its product is annotated as rac GTPase-activating protein 1-like. Gene Ontology annotation, cellular component: nucleus; cleavage furrow; midbody. Gene Ontology annotation, biological process: Rho protein signal transduction; mitotic cytokinesis; mitotic spindle midzone assembly. Lineage: Eukaryota; Metazoa; Arthropoda; Arachnida; Mesostigmata; Varroidae. The record is from RefSeq and is a predicted model, not a curated record. Gene Ontology annotation, molecular function: GTPase activator activity.
AUGGUAAGCGUAUCAAGAAAAGUCAUCCUUACGCGGUUGUUAUCUCUAUUAGAUGGAGGGCUGCAACACAGUCGGUAAGAAAACGCCGAGAUCGACGGCUCCGAUAACAUCUCUUAACCUUACUCUAGUGUUACUGAGAUGUCUUCCAUUCCUAACCUAAUAUGUGCAUUUGUACAGCUAUCGUUUGACACUUGUUUUUGAGUCGUCAAUCAUGUCCUACUGUAUAAAAGAUAUAGCCAUGUCUUUACCGAAUGGAGAGGAAAAGUUCAAAAUUCACUAUAGUUACAUUGCGUCGAUUACGAUAAUUGUCUAUGGUUACCUUAUAACGCAGUGUUAACUAUACGAUCUUAUGUACACAAUUCAGUAGAUCCGCUGCUAAAAACCUUUUCGAGCAAUUAUCCCUAUCAGUUAAUCUUCCAGGAUAUACUAUCUUCUUGUCUUAGUAUAUAUAUUCGUUUACAUUCAUCAGGUCCGCAAUUAUUCUUUAGCUUGACGCUUCAAUUAACAGUCUUAGAUACAUCUGCAACAUUACCCACGAUUUAAACACUGUUUUAUGGUUGCGCUUUGCGCUCGAGGCAGAAUAGCUGAUAAACGAUAGUUAAACAGAACGAAAAUUAGAUAGUUAUCAGGUUCAGAUUAGGUGUACGGGAUGCAUCUUCGCUUCUUGAAGAUCCUGCUUUAUUCGUUUGCCGUGUGCUUGACGUAAGAUCUGAAGGGUGUGUAACUUGAAUCAUGUUUUUUGCGGUAUGUCUCUAGCGUCAAAGUAAAUUUUAACGUUAUAAUUGAUCCGCAGUAAUUUUUUCAACUUACAUAAAAUAAAUAUUUGGUCGUAAUUUGAACUCGAUGACAAUCGUCCCGGGCGUGUAUUUUCGAUAAGAAUGUUCGACGAUGAAAGAUUGCCGUAAUAAUAAUGAUAACAAAAGCAUUUGUUCCUUAAUAACUAUGAGGAGUCGUUAUCUUCGCCAUUCACAGUUCGCGUAUACGAAAUACGCUUUUUACCGCCCGCGUUACUCUGCGCUCGCUGGCUACUAUCGGGUUCCUAGAACUUCCUUUUGAUGUCUGCACUUAUGUAUCAAUGUUGCUCUCCAGAUAGAAUUUGUCAUCUUAAUGGACGCUAAAUGUACGAAUGGUAGUACCAAAUCGCGGUUGUUAGAAGAAUGCCAUUUUUCAUAACCUCUGCUUUAAAAAUGCAUAUAGCAUUCUACAGGCAACGCCGUGGAGAGCAGAAGACAUUUUUGCUAAUGCGACUCAAAAACAAACGAGGUUGUGUACUUCGUCGAUCCUUGUUAUCUCAUUACAUGUUGUAGUGUCACGAGCUCCAUGCGUGUAGCAUUCCAUUGGAAUAUUACAGAGAUUUUAAUUCCGGCUAUCAAAGUAAGGAUAAAGUUGUCAAAAAAGCGUUUUGAAGCUUACCUUUGAAAGAUAUGGGUGAUGUUCCACAUGCUAAAAAUACACACGCUGCGCUAGAGGGGGCUUAGCCUGAACCUAUGCCUUUUCCAUCAAAUUUCCGCAUGUGUUUUUUCUCAGCCGACCCCUGGUUUGGAAUGUUUUACAGAACUUUGUAACCAUAGCAAAGGGUGCAGUAGGCGAAUAGCGGCCAUAUAAAAUUUACAAAACUUUUGGAUACUCUAUAUCGACAAAAAUAUCCUGAUUUUUCUCAUUUUAAGGGAGGCUGUGUUUCCUAGUUUCAACAGACACCAUGGAGAUCGCUUCCUAUCUAAUACGUCAUAUUGUCUAAACGAAAGCGAUGCGUUUGCAACGAGCGGUGUAUUGUUAGGAAAGAACAAAAUGCAUUGAACAUUUAGAAGUAGCCUGAGGACCAACCGCACGCCUUCUAAAAACCUCCUUGGCCUGAUGGAACAUUUAGAAAAUCAAAUAGUAUCAUAGAUGCGGAUGUGUGCUUAUACAGCAAGUACAAGAACACGUUCCCUAUUGUGCAUGUUUAGAAAUAAUGGAGAAAAACCGAAGUAAUCUCAAUCUGUAAAUAAAUUAUUUUGUUAAAGUAAUAUACAUCUGUGCAAGGACCAUCUGCCCUGUCGGAUAAGGUCGAUGCUAUCCUUGGGACAAGUUACUACACGAGCUUACAUAGUCACCAUUUACGUAAAUCCGGCGUACGUUGAAGACUCGUUUGGAUGGCCCGGGAGGCUAACAACAUGAAUUCACAAGCACCCGUGAGUCAUGAACAGCAGCUUUUGUAGAAGGGACACGUUGUGGUCUACGUUCGAACCCGGGCGUAGACAGAUGUUGUUUCGUGCUGGGAGCCGUCUGUGUGAUGUAGUGCUUGACGGCGAUACCGGACGUAAAACUUGAAACAUAAAGGACCAUUCCGCCAUUUUGAAGGCUUAAGAAUUGCCCUUUCAACCCAAUGGCGGCAUAUUAACAGCGCACUCGAUGAACAACUGCACUGUCGCAUUGUUACUGUGUCUGCAUCGUGUGCAAGAGGAGAUUGUUCAGUGAAUGCCGACCUAUUUUAUCUGUAAAAACCCAUGCCGUCAAUCACCAAUCAUCCAUCAAGAUAAAAGGCUCUAAUCUUUUCCCAAUUGUAAAUCGUGAGUUUGAAUCAUCGAAGAUGCCUCAUGUGUCAUUCUAAUACAUGACACGACGAGCCACUGCUAUUGAGGCCGUCGAGAAUCUCAACAAAAGGCUCGAACGGGCUGAACAACUAUACCGACAGUUCAGAGCCUUCGCCAAACGGCACAGAAUUCUUCUUCAGCGUUAUCACAACAUGAAGUCUAAGAUGGAACAUUUUGAAUCUUUUUCUUUUGAAAAACAGGAAGAAUGUUACCAGCUUCAGGCGCAGGUAAUUAAGCUGAGAACAGCUUUGGAGACAGAAAUACAGGAACAUAGGAAAACAAAGCUCUGUGUAGAAAGGUUGAAUAAGCAGUUUCAAUCUGUUAAAGAGGUUUUCUUGGCAUUGGAUGUUGAAGACGAACAUAAAUGGGAUUUGAUCAAUACGAUAUGCUCAAAUAGGCCACAUCAGGCAAACAUAUCGUCCAAGGCCACGUUUCACGAUUUGCUGGAUACACCUAUGCAUGAGCUCGAGGAGAACUCAGCAGUGUCAAUGGAAAGCUUAAUCUCGAUGAUAGAAUCUUCUUCAAAAAGCAGUUUUAUCGCCCCAGAGGAGACAGUCAGGUCUGACCAUGAAAACGAAUAUAACUGUGACCAGGAGUCUGUAUAUAGUAAUGACACGACGGAGUCAGCAACAUCGAGCGACGAAGUAGCUCCGUUUGGACAGAAGGCGCAUGGACUGACUAGCUCCUACCAGGAAGGAUUCUCUAAUAAUGAGGAAGAAACGCUUUUCCGAAAAAUUAGGCAAAGGUCAUCAAGCAUAGAUGCAUCGCUGAAAGUCUCAGUCGAUAGAAACACUCGCAUCACGACUGCUGAAGCAAGAAUUGGGACAAAGCCUGGCCUCGUAGUGUCUGUAGAAACGCCUACAGGUAGACGCAGCCAGAGUUUCGAUACACGAAUGGAAGGUGAAGCUAACAAUCCCUGUGUUUUGGCGUUGCUUGCGGAUAAGGCCGUCAGAACACCCACCGAUUUACCAAACGCGCCUAUGUAUCGCAGCGACUCAGCUAGCAAGCUAACGAACAAGAAACACCAAUUUGUCAGGAAAUAUGUAGGGCCUCUUGUCAAAUGUGCCAAAUGUAAACGGGUAAUGAAGUUCCAUGACACACUGCAAUGUACAGAAUGCAGCUUACCUGUUCACCAGAAGUGUCAGGAAGACGCGCCCCUACCAUGUAUGCCGACCGCUACUAUUAAGUCGAACAAAUCAAUGAAAGAGCCGAAUAAGCUAUUGGAAUACUGUCCAGUCUCAGGGCCACGAGUACCACCAUUACUCAUAAACUGUUUCCAUGAGCUAGAAAAGGACCAUCGCAUCAGGGAGGUCGGCCUCUACCGCAAUUCCGCCUUGCAGAGCGACGUGCAAUCGCUCGUAAAGAAAUUACUGAAAUCUCCCCAGCAUGACCUGUCACAGUAUGACACACAUGUGAUUGCUGGUGUUGUGAAGAGUUUCUUGCUGAAGCUGCUAAGCGAACCGCUAGUGCCGACAUCGAUGUACAGCUCUUUCGCGAAAGCGACAGAACCAGAACGACAUGGCCAUUCCGAUAAAGCCUUACGCUCGGAAGUGGAAGGUUUACCUCAGGCCAACCGGGACACCUUGGCAUACGUCAUGUUGCACAUUCGCGUUGUAGAAGAAAUUUCCGACAAUAAAAUGGAUCGGGAGAAUCUAACAAGGGUAUUUGCCCCGACGAUCGUGGGAUAUCCGUUAAACGCGCAGAUAAACCCUGCACUAAUGGACCAAAAUGUCACCCAGAGAAUCAUGUCACGUCUUCUGAAUAUGGAACCGCCAUUCUGGGACGCAAUCAUACAACGUGCAAAUCGAAUGAUGUUGCGGGUGCCUUCAAAAGAGUGUGUGCCUAACCCUAAGAAAUCAAAUGUCUUUUCAUCACCCAAAAUUAGCUAAAAUACUUCAUUUUCGGCUGAGCGGCGAUCCACGGCCCUUAAAACGAACAUUAUUACUUAGCUCAAUAUGUUAGGGCAUUGAAUAGGUUUAUUUUAGUAUAGCCAUGUUGCUUGUGGUAUAAAUUUAGACCUCUUUAUUUUGCAACGCGGAGUAGAAGACGCGCGUCAACGAGGCCUCGGCUCCUCGUUUGUAUAUAGAGGGCGGAGUGCUUAAAGAGAACACCUUCGAAGCCAGCCCGUUUGAAGACAUUUUUUGGAGCAAAGCGUCCGUCUGAGCAUUUUUUUCGAAACAUAUCGAGUCACAAUAGCAGAAAUUAGGCUAAGCAUAGCGAUUUUUGAAUACAAAAGGCUGUGUUGCUUCUGUGCCAUUGAUUUAUCAUCGUUCAUACGAUACGCGAGUAGAUAAGCUUAGAAAAUAAAGAAAUUGACGCUGAUCGUAAUUAAGAAAGCGGUAAAACCAGUGAAUUUACAAAAUCCAAUUAUUCUAUUUAAUGUAAAAAAUCCAUUUGCAGUGGAUGAUCGUAAAGUCGACAGCCAUAUGCAUCCAUGCAAAUGUUUCAUCUACGCUUGAUACGGCAGGGACAACAGCGGAAAAUACUAGCCAUUCAUACCACACAAAGAAGUAUACUUUUGUGUUCAUAUAUGACACCUUUGUAUACAAACAAAUAAAAACACACGGAAACAGAAAAACCUAACAUAUAUGGAUAAUCUCGUAUGUUUACCAACCGUUCUUACUUACCGAGUCCACUCAACUGAUAGAAAUGUUUAAGCUUGAACUCAAGCUAACACGCUUAAAGCAGUUAUUAUAUAAUAAAUUGUAUGUAUAUAUCGAUAUAAAAAGAUGUGUACACAUCAAUGCACAACA